Messenger RNA from Oryctolagus cuniculus (rabbit), 2935 nucleotides. RefSeq names its product retinol dehydrogenase 10 (gene RDH10). The record is from RefSeq and is a predicted model, not a curated record. Lineage: Eukaryota; Metazoa; Chordata; Mammalia; Lagomorpha; Leporidae. Gene Ontology annotation, molecular function: oxidoreductase activity, acting on the CH-OH group of donors, NAD or NADP as acceptor. Gene Ontology annotation, cellular component: lipid droplet.
GGAGAGUGGAUCCCGCUCACAGGCGGCCGGGAGCGUUCCGACUUGCGAGCUGCGCUGCGGAGCUCGGUGCCCGAGUGACAGCCGCGGGGAGUGGAGGGCUGGGGCACACGAGACCGCGGGGGCAGCUGCAAGCCGUUGGGCAGCGCUCGCCUACGCUGAGCGAGUCGCCCCUUCCCGGCUCUCCGCCGCCCCGCACCCCACUCUCCCACCCUCUCGCAACUUGCGUCAAGUUGACAACUCCUGCCGCGGCCGGCCGGCCCGUGCGAUCUCCGCCGCGUACCCCUCGCCCGGGCUGAGAGGGGUUCCCUCCGGCGGCGGCGGUGGCGGCUUGGCCAUGAGGGCAGCGCGCGUCGCCUAACUCGGCGGCUGUCACCGCCGCUGCAGCGGGACCGGCCGGCCGGGCGCUCCGGGACGGACGGGCGGGCGGCCGCCAGCAGGAGGCGCCGAGCCGGGCGGCUGCGGCGGCGGGCACAUCCCGGGGCCACCGCGCCGAUCCCGGGCGGGAGUGGCCCCGCGCAAGCAGGGAGCGGCGCCGCCGCGCGCACUCCGGCCGGGCGGGCACCUCGGGGGUGGGCGCGGGGCGCUCUGACAAGCGCCCCGGGGCGGUGAGCCGGGCUGCCCGGCGCGGGGUGGGUGCGGACGCGGGCGCUGGACUGGCGCGGGGACCUGGGCGUCGCGAUGAACAUCGUGGUGGAGUUCUUCGUGGUCACUUUUAAAGUGCUGUGGGCAUUCGUGCUGGCCGCGGCGCGCUGGCUGGUGCGGCCCAAGGAGAAGAGCGUGGCCGGCCAGGUGUGCCUCAUCACGGGCGCCGGCAGCGGCCUGGGCCGCCUGUUCGCGCUCGAGUUCGCCCGGCGCCGGGCGCUGCUGGUGCUCUGGGACAUCAACACGCAGAGCAACGAGGAGACGGCCGGCAUGGUGCGCCACAUCUACCGCGACCUGGAGGCGGCGGACGCCGCGGCGCUGCAAGCUGGGAAUGGCGAGGAAGAAAUUCUGCCCCACUGUAACUUACAGGUUUUUACCUACACCUGUGACGUGGGGAAGAGGGAGAACGUCUACCUGACGGCCGAAAGGGUCCGCAAGGAGGUUGGCGAGGUCUCAGUGCUGGUCAACAAUGCCGGUGUGGUCUCUGGGCAUCACCUUCUGGAAUGUCCUGAUGAGCUCAUUGAGAGAACCAUGAUGGUCAACUGCCACGCACACUUCUGGACCACUAAAGCCUUUCUUCCUACAAUGCUGGAGAUUAAUCAUGGUCAUAUUGUGACAGUUGCAAGUUCCUUGGGAUUAUUCAGUACUGCUGGAGUUGAGGAUUAUUGUGCCAGUAAAUUUGGAGUUGUGGGUUUUCAUGAAUCCCUGAGCCACGAACUAAAGGCUGCUGAAAAGGAUGGAAUUAAAACCACCUUGGUUUGCCCUUACCUUGUAGACACUGGCAUGUUCAGAGGCUGCCGAAUCAGGAAAGAAAUAGAGCCUUUUCUGCCCCCUCUGAAGCCCGACUACUGUGUGAAGCAGGCCAUGAAGGCCAUUCUCACAGACCAGCCCAUGAUCUGCACCCCCCGCCUCAUGUACAUCGUGACCUUCAUGAAGAGCAUCCUUCCUUUUGAAGCAGUUGUGUGCAUGUAUCGGUUCCUAGGAGCGGACAAGUGUAUGUACCCUUUUAUUGCUCAAAGAAAACAAGCCACAAACAAUAAUGAAGCAAAAAAUGGAAUCUAAGAAUCUUUUUGUAUGGAAUAUCAUUUCUAUUAGAAGACGAUCAAGAUGUUUCAGUCCAGUGCACAUCAGCAUUACUGACAUUCUCUGGAUUCUAAUCCUGUGUUGACUUUUUUUUUAAUCAACUUUUUAAAAAAAAUAAAGUGUAAAUUAACUGACUAGAGUACUCGGAAAAUGUGAUCAGUAAAAGUGAGCUUAGGUUAUUGCCAGUUAGGGUCCUUUAAGACAGAACCCUAAAACGAGUCCAAUCUUUACACAAGCGCUGUGUGACAUCUUUGGACUAUCAUUCUUUUUUAAUGAACAGAAAUUCUAGAAGUGAUAACUACAGUGUGUUUCACUUGAGUGAUUUUUUAAAUUUCCGUAGAGUCUCUUCAUUUUUGUUAAACUCUCGCCAGCUGACAUCCUUGGGACUUCAAGGACUGGUAGUGCUGUACUUUCUUCUGUUUUCUAAGUUUCAGUUUUGCAAAGCCUAUGUGGCUUUUCCCGGUGUUUGUGUGUUCAGCUGUUUUAAAAAGGAGUUCUGAAAUCUCCAUCCAUUCGGAGUAAAUGGUGUCCGAGGGUUACAGUGAAGGUAAUCAUGUCUCUCUCUUAAAAGUCAGAGUGACUGAAGCAUUAGCUACAUUUUAAAUUUUCUCUCCGAGAUGCUUCAUGAAGUAUCUGGAGACCUAGGUAUCCGCAAAGAUCAUACGUUUUCUACCUAUGAAUUUUGCUGCAUACAGAAAGUGCCCUUUCCUCAGGAAGCUGGCUGUGUUUCCUUUCUUCGAAUGGACUCUUACCUAGAAUACAUAGCAGCUCUGCAGAGAAACGGUUUCUAAAAGUGGGAACUUUGACGGUGAAAAGUCCCCAUUUCUGUGCCAACUAUGAUCAGCGAGGGGAAAGUCUCAUCCUGUGGAGUAUGUAUGGAAGGGUGUAAAGAUUCUUUUGAAAGGUUUAUUCACAUUGUAGAACAGCAAAUGACAUUUUUACAGUAUUUUUUUGUAAAGCAAACUAUUUUGUGCCUUGAAUUUGGUAUAUGUGUAUUAGUGAAACAUUGUAAAAGUGAACUUCUACCUCUGUAUCUAAAUGUAUACCAUCCACCUGUAAAUUACUAUAAACUAUUAUGUGAUUGCUUUUUUUUUUUUUAGAAUGUCUUGUUUAAAUAGUGACCAAUGUUUAAGGCUAUUAAAAUAAGCCAACUUUUACUAAUUGGGAAGUUUUAUAAAGGACUGAUUAAAUUUAAAGAAUUAACUUACAA